AUGGACCCAAGGGGAGAACUGGAAAAAGAACCGACGAAUAUAUAUACAUUAUCUAGUUCUUUUCAAAAACCAGUUCUUGUUGCUACUAUACAAACCGGUAGUGACGUUCCUAGGAGAUUGGCUUGUUUUGGUCCCUCAGAGGUGUGGAUAAGUGGUAUAGAUGACGUCAUCGAAGGUUGGAAUAUUGAGGGAGAAUUCUCAGUUACAGAUAUUUUUCAAACCGGAUCUGGUCGUCGUCCGACGGACCUUACUGUUAAUCUUAAAGGUAGACUUGUGUACUCUGAUCACUAUCAAAGAAAAAUUUUUAAAAGGAAAAACGGACAUGUUAAAGAAGUGAUAUGUUUUAGGAAAUGGCGACCUUCGGGAAUAUGUUACACAUCAAAAGGCGAAUUGUUGAUUGGCAUGUCAAACAAAAGCUACACAGAGAAACUGAUCAGGCGAUAUUCCGGAAGGAAAAAUCUUCAGGAAAUCCAUUUCGACAAUAACGGGAAUCCCCUCUUCAAGCCAGGAGAUCUGGCCAUUUUCGUGGAAGAAAAUAAAAACACUGACAUCUGUGUUUCCGACUGUCAGGCCAAAUGUGUGUUAGUUUUCGAUAAAUCCGGAAAUGUUCGAUUCAAAUACUCGGGAAGUCACGUGAUGGCCGAAUUCAAUCCAGGGUGUCUUGCGACUGAUUCUUUAUGUAACAUUUUUAUGGUGGACACUGGGAACGAUUUGAUCCACAUACUGGACAAGUGUGGUCAGUUACUGGGAUUCAUUGAUGACGCAUGCGGAAUGACAGGAAGCACGGGCAUCGCAGUGGACAGUGAAAAUCGAGUGUGGGUGACUGAAUGCCACACCUCCAAAAUCAAAGUCAUCAAGUAUACGUAG
Saccostrea echinata is the source of this 867-nucleotide messenger RNA. RefSeq lists its product as uncharacterized. The transcript has a single exon. The coding region runs from base 1 to 867 and encodes 288 amino acids. Gene Ontology annotation, molecular function: ubiquitin protein ligase activity. The record is from RefSeq and is a predicted model, not a curated record. Lineage: Eukaryota; Metazoa; Mollusca; Bivalvia; Ostreida; Ostreidae. Gene Ontology annotation, biological process: protein polyubiquitination; proteasome-mediated ubiquitin-dependent protein catabolic process.